UAUAUUUAACGGCUGCUGCGGAGAAGGCAGGGAGGCAGGGAGUGGUGGUGGCUCCCGGGGCAGCUCCUGUCUUCGGGGACAAGGCCUCGCAGCCGGGCUGGCACCGGCCCUCGCCGUGUGAGCGUCACCAUGCCAGCCUCCCAGAGCCGCGCCCGGGCCCGGGACCGCAGCAAUGUCCUCAACCGGGCUGAGUUCCUGUCCCUGAACCAGCCCCCCAAGGGGGCCCCGGAGCCCCGCAGCUCAGGCAGGAAGGCCCCGGGCCCCUCGGCGCAGCCCCCGCCCCCUGGCGAUGGGGCCCGCGAGCGGCGCCAGUCACAGCAGCUGCCCGAGGAGGACUGCAUGCAGCUGAACCCCUCCUUCAAGGGCAUCGCCUUCAACUCCCUGCUGGCCAUUGACAUCUGCAUGUCCAAGCGGCUGGGGGUGUGUGCCGGCCGCGCCGCGUCCUGGGCCAGCGCCCGCUCCAUGGUCAAGCUCAUUGGCAUCACGGGCCACGGCAUCCCCUGGAUCGGGGGUACCAUCCUCUGCCUGGUGAAGAGCAGCACGCUGGCCGGCCAGGAGGUGCUCAUGAACCUGCUCCUAGCUCUGCUCCUGGACAUCAUGACGGUGGCCAGCGUCCAGAAGCUCAUCAAGAGGCGCGGCCCGUUCGAGACGAGCCCCAGCCUCCUGGACUACCUCACCAUGGACAUCUACGCCUUCCCUGCCGGGCACGCCAGCCGCGCGGCCAUGGUGUCCAAGUUCUUCCUCAGCCACCUGGUGCUGGCAGUGCCCCUGCGCGUCCUGCUGGUGCUCUGGGCCUUCUGCGUGGGCCUGUCGCGCGUGAUGAUCGGCCGCCACCACAUCACGGACGUCAUCUCGGGCUUCAUCAUCGGCUACUUCCAGUUCCGCCUGGUGGAGCUGGUCUGGAUGUCCUCCAACACCUGCCAGAUGCUCAUCUCUGCCUGGUGA
This is a messenger RNA of Odobenus rosmarus divergens (Pacific walrus), 945 nucleotides long. It is a transcript of the gene PLPP7, whose product is annotated as phosphatidic acid phosphatase type 2 domain containing 3. Bases 130 to 945 code for a protein of 271 amino acids. The transcript is spliced from 2 exons. Gene Ontology annotation, molecular function: sphingosine-1-phosphate phosphatase activity. NCBI's taxonomy places the organism in Eukaryota, Metazoa, Chordata, Mammalia, Carnivora, Odobenidae. Gene Ontology annotation, cellular component: nuclear envelope. The record is from RefSeq and is a predicted model, not a curated record.